This is a messenger RNA of Diuraphis noxia (Russian wheat aphid), 918 nucleotides long. RefSeq names its product mitochondrial import inner membrane translocase subunit Tim9-like. The record is from RefSeq and is a predicted model, not a curated record. Lineage: Eukaryota; Metazoa; Arthropoda; Insecta; Hemiptera; Aphididae.
AUUAAUCAUUAUACGUAAUGAUCAAAUUAUAAAAUAAAAAUUUUCAAUUUCUGCUAUUUGCAAGGCGCAUGAGGCCAUGAGGCAAGAUCGCCAAGAUACUUAAUAUCAAAUUCUCACUCAGUUCGUCAGACUUCUGAUCCCGGUUUCAGUAAUAAUCAACUUAAAGAAAUAUAACGUUUUUUACUUGAAAUAGUAAAAGGAAAAUAAUUAAUUUGUGAAAAUAGCAAAUUCAGACAUUUAGAAAUGGACGAAGAAGUUCAGUUAAAAAAUAUUAAAGAAUUUUUACAAAAUUAUAACAAAAUAACAGAUGAUUGUUUUUCUCAAUGUGUGUAUACUUUAACUCAAAGCAGGUUAACAGGUGAAGAGGCAUUGUGCGCAAGUAAUUGUGUCCAGAAAUCUAAGUUUGUUGAUCAAAAAUGUAUGCAAGCAUUUAUUGAGCAUCAGCAACAAUCAAUGCAAAAAUUUGUUGAAGAAUCUUCUCAAAAACAAGCCGAACAGGAAGCUACUGUUGUAGACUCAAAUAUUUCAGAUACAGAAACUAAAGAAAUAGUAAAACAAGAAUCAACAAAAUAACAAUUAGAUUAAGACAUUAUGUAGGUUUGAAAUUAAAUAAUUUAGUAUUUGUAAAUAUAAUAUAAUUGAUUGAAUUAAAAUUAAAAAAAAAAAUACUGUAUUACUUCUACUAAACAUGCUACCAAUAGCGAUUUAUUUUACAACCUUAUCUUGACCUGAAUUAAAAAAAUAUAUGUCUAUAGUACACAAAUUACAAACAAAAUAUAAUAGUGAUAUAAUAUUAUAAGGUAUAUAACAUUAUUAACCAGUAGAUUUAUGUCAACCUUAUAAUUACAUAAAAAUAGUUCAAUUUGUGAUGGAAUUAAUAAAAUAAAUACAACUCUUAAAAUGCUUGAUACUAUAAGA